This is a messenger RNA of Thyridium curvatum, 780 nucleotides long. RefSeq lists its product as uncharacterized. The transcript is spliced from 2 exons. Gene Ontology annotation, molecular function: transmembrane monodehydroascorbate reductase activity. Bases 1 to 780 code for a protein of 259 amino acids. NCBI's taxonomy places the organism in Eukaryota, Fungi, Ascomycota, Sordariomycetes, Thyridiales, Thyridiaceae. The record is from RefSeq and is a predicted model, not a curated record.
AUGGCUUCCGCCACUGGCAUCCCAGCCAGAAUACCUGGUGCGACAGAUACCAACCUCACGGAUGAGUCGGAACCUCUUCUCGGCAGACCCGGUGAUGCUCUGCAAAGGCCGGGCGACUCACUGAUCUCCAAUUUAUGGAAUGGAACGGGCUGGAUCGCUCAGGCUGGCGCGUUUUUACUUCUGGCUUUGAUCUGGUCCUCAGUCUUUUUGAACCCUCUGCUCCCGCUUUUCUCUCCUCAUCCUCUGUUACAGUCUUUGGGGGUCUUCACAGUGACCCAGGCCAUCCUGGUUCUCCAGCCGACCUGGACACCGGAAGAGAAAGUGGUAGGCGCCCGGGUCCAUGCGAGCCUCAACUUGCUCUCGUUCCUCCUCUUUACCGCUGGUGUCGUGAUGAUUGAAGUCAACAAGUUCAAAUCCAACGGCGUACAUUUCCACUCGGCACAUGGCUACCUUGGCGUGAUCACGGCUAUUGCUCUCCUCGUCCAGUACAUCUUCGGCUUCCUCAUGUGGGGUGUUCCGGCGGUGUUCGGCGGUGUGGACAACGCGAAAGCCCUCUGGAAAUAUCACCGCUGGUCCGGCUAUUCCCUCUACAUCCUGCUGUUGGCCACAGUCCUAAGCGCUACGGGCACGGACUACAACAAGAACGUGCUUGACAUCAAACUCUGGGCCGUCGUCGUGGCUGUUGUAUUGACGGUGCUAGGAGUGUAUCCCCGAAUCCACAAGAGAAAGUUGGGGAUUGACCGGUGGCUGGCAUACUGGAGAGGCGAGGACGCCUCUUAG